This is a messenger RNA of Brachypodium distachyon (stiff brome), 2131 nucleotides long. RefSeq names its product putative kinase-like protein TMKL1. The record is from RefSeq and is a predicted model, not a curated record. The transcript has 2 exons. Gene Ontology annotation, molecular function: ATP binding; protein kinase activity. Gene Ontology annotation, biological process: protein phosphorylation. Bases 420 to 1679 code for a protein of 419 amino acids. Lineage: Eukaryota; Viridiplantae; Streptophyta; Magnoliopsida; Poales; Poaceae.
UCAAUGGAGAGAAAAUGGCCGAGAGUACCUACCAACUCGUUCAGCUAAUCUCCAAAAGAAAAAGCCAGCACAAAGCUGUACUGGAAGGAAGCCACCCUCCCGCUCGUCACAGUCCUCCCGCGGUGAUAAAAGCCUCGAGACGAUAAUAAGAAUCUCGAGCCAUCCCGCCCGGUACCCUCUCACCAAGACACCAAAGAAGCUCGAUCCUUCCUCCGUCGGCCACGGCCCUCCCUUUCUUUCUCCACGCGACCACGCGAAUGGAAAAGGAACUAAUCAAGGAAGUAGGCAACUGAGCAGAGCACGGCAAAGCAAAUUCAGGAGCCAGUUGGCUUUGCCGCGGAACCUUGACGACGCCGGCCACUGCUUUCGCCUUUCCAUUUAUUCCGAGAACCGGGCGCAGGCCGGCAUCACCUGCAUACAUGGCGCCGGCGACGGCAACGGCGGACCAGGGAGACAAGCCAGCGGAAAAGGGGCGGAGCAACUCCAUCCUGCUCCCCAUCCUCGGCAUCCUCCUCGCCUACCUGCUCUACCGCUACGCCCUCCCGCGCCUCCGGGGCCUCCGCCUCCACCGCUACGUCUCCGCCAUCCGCAUCCCGCUCCCGGCCUGCCUCCGCAACCGCCGGGAUGGGAGCGCCACCAUGCUGCCCUACUUCGCGCCGCUCGCCGACCGGCUCGGCGGCGCGCUGCAGCCCUACCUGGGCCCCAUCGCCGACCGGUUCGGGCCCGGGCCGCCGGGCCCGGGCCCGCACGGCGGCGGGUACGGCGACGCGCUCGUCAAGUUCCCGGGCGGCGAGGCGCUGUCCGUGGCGGCCAUCCUCGAGGCGCCCGGGGAGGUGGUGGGCAAGUCUUCCCACAGCACGGUGUACCGCGCCGCGAUGCGGUCCGGGGAGGCGGCGGUGCUGCUCCGGUUCGUGCGGCCCGCGUGCGCCGUGGGCGCAGAGGAGGCCGCCGCUGCAGCCAGGCGGAUCGGCGCCGUGAGCCACCCGAACCUCGUGCCGCUCCGCGCGGUGUACGUCGGGCCGAGGGGCGAGAAGCUGCUCGUGCACCCAUUCUACGCCGCCGGCUCGCUCCAGCGCUUCUUGCAAGAGGGAAUCGCCGACUCGCAGCGAUGGAAUAUAAUUUGCAAGCUUUCUGUCGGCAUUGCCAAGGGACUGGAUCACCUGCACACAGGGUCAGAGAAGCCGGUCGUUCACGGAAACCUCAAGACAAACAACAUCCUGCUGGACGCUAACUACGAGUGCAAGAUAUCGGACUACGGCCUCUACCUUCUGCUGAACCCGGCCGGUGCCCAAGAGAUGCUGGAGACAUCGGCAGCGCAGGGGUACAAGGCGCCGGAGCUUAUCAAGAUGAGGGACGCCACCAGGGAGAGCGACGUCUACAGCCUGGGAGUGGUUCUGCUUGAGAUGCUCGCGCAGAAGGAGCCGUCCAACAACGACAAGAGCGCGCCGACGCCGAGCUCCCGUGACAUCUUCCUGCCCGUCUCAUUCAAAAACCUGGUCCUGGAGAGGAAGAUAUCCGACGCGUUCAGCUCCGAUCUCGUCAGGCAAAGCAGGAAGGCGGGGAACGAGAAGAGCCUGAAUGCGUUCUUCGAGCUGGCCACGGCUUGCUGUAGCCCUUCACCGUCGCUGAGGCCCAAUACAAAGGAUAUACUCAGAAGGCUCGAGGAGAUAGCAAAGUGAAUAAUCAGUGGGGGUAGGUUCACCAGCUUGGCUAGUUGCUACUCUAUCAGCAUUGCAUUACAGCAGUACUAUGGACCACUGAUGAGAGUGAUCAGUGACAGUGAUGCAUUCAGACAAUCAGACGUUACAUGAUGAGACGAGGCUGAAGGAAUUUCUGCUGGACGAUUGGAGAAUGGACGUACGUUUCAAAUCUUUGAAUCUCCUUGGAAUGUAUAAAUUGCCUCCAACUCUCCAUAGAAGGUAAAUGCAGAGGAGAUCGUCAUAAGAUAUACUACUAGCUAGGGGUCUCCUUCAACUUCGAUGAGAUUACUCGAUUGUAAUUUUCUUGUGCUUUACUUGAAAAAUCGAUAAUGUAUCUGAAGUGAGAAAGGCAUGUGUUAGUAAACAUGACUGGUAAAGCGUAUUAUUAGUACACUGCUAUAACUGUAGAGCAUUGUGAUGUUCUCGAUGCU